Xylona heveae TC161 is the source of this 4517-nucleotide messenger RNA. RefSeq names its product non-repetitive nucleoporin. Gene Ontology annotation, molecular function: protein binding; structural constituent of nuclear pore. Gene Ontology annotation, biological process: protein import into nucleus; transcription-dependent tethering of RNA polymerase II gene DNA at nuclear periphery; RNA export from nucleus. Lineage: Eukaryota; Fungi; Ascomycota; Xylonomycetes; Xylonales; Xylonaceae. Gene Ontology annotation, cellular component: nuclear pore inner ring; nuclear pore. The transcript has 6 exons. Bases 199 to 4326 code for a protein of 1375 amino acids. The record is from RefSeq and is a predicted model, not a curated record.
GCGUCCACCUUUCAACCGCUGUCGCCACGGCCAUCUGUUUGUUGCAAUUCCCAGUAGCUGCUCGAGCUUUGAGAGGGCUUGUGUUCGUUUCGGCUACGAAAAAGGAUUGCGCCGCCUCGAGCGAGUGUCAGAGGCGUUAAUUCCAAGGUCUCAUCGACAUCAAACCUCUAGCUUCAACCGCAAUCCGAAUGUUGAAGCAUGGCUUUCCAGCCGCAAACCCCCCAACGGCCUCUACCGGGCGCGUUUCUGUCAACACCGGCUUUGAAUAAGCUCAAUCCGACCAUCGCUCCCAUACCUGGACCCGUUGCCUCGACUGGUUUAUCAACGCUCGCAGGAAACGAUGCGCGACAGGCAAAGCCUAGCCUGCCGGCACAGCAGCCCUUGGUAGCUGCGAGUAAGAGUGCAGCAGAGUCUUUGAAGCCGAUAGAUCGAGCGUCUCGCACCAUAAAUGAUACGCUCGCGGCGGAAAGAAGAUAUCCGGAGCUGGACAGUUAUGUCGGCCAGGGCAUUUCGUCCGACUAUGAUCUGCCAGUAUCUCCUGCCUGGGCUCCUUUUCAAAAAGUCAAGAUCUAUGAUAUUCCUGAUAAGAUUUUCGAGCAGUACAAUCAGGCGCAGGUUUCAACGACAAUGGGCCUCUUCGCCGAGAUCAAUCACGCUUGGAUCACGAUUGAUAAUGCACUGUACCUGUGGGAUUACACCAUUCCGGACGCUGACCUGAUUGGAUACGAAGAUCAGGCAAAUAGUAUAACCAGCGUUAAACUGUGUGUGCCUCGGGCGGGUGUAUUUAUCCCCAGCAUUACGCAUGUGCUAGUUGUCGCUACCACGGCCGAGAUAUUCAUGGUUGGCGUUUCCGCUCAAACAUCCCCUGCCGGAACGAAGACUGUAGCUUUGUAUCAAACAAACAUGUCAGUUCCAAUUCGCGGGCUAGAGAUCAACGUCAUUGAAGCGUCGCCUGCUACAGGAAGAGUUUUUUUUGCUGGAAGGGAUGACAAUGACGUCUACGAAUUCACCUAUCAGCAAGAGGAAAAAUGGUUCAAAAAUCGUUGCGCUAAAGUGAACCAUACUAGCAAGGGUUUCGCAGCCCUGACUCCUAGUUUCUCAUUGGGCGCUUUUAGCCAGAAGGCUCUUCAGGAGCACGUUGUUCAGAUUGUUGUGGAUGACACAAGAAAUCUUCUCUACACCCUGUCCUCCAGCUCCACUAUCCGGACCUUUCAUAUGCGGCCCAACAACGGCUUGGAUCUAGUCAUCAGUCGCAGUCUUGCAAGCAUAUUUUCGAACAUUGGCCACAUGGUAUCCCGCUCAGAGCUUCUGGUUCCAGGAACCAAAAUUGUUUCCAUCAGCCCCAUCUCGGCAACGGAAGGCACGAAGCUGCACCUGAUGGCUACGACCUCGACCGGCUGUCGCAUCUUUUUGAGCGCCACUUCAUCGUAUGGGUGGUCAGCUGGGGAAUCCACGGGAGCUCCAACAAGCAUGCAAGUGCAGCAUGUUAAAUUUCCGCCGCCAGAGAUGGGGCCGCCGCCGGACAUGGGUGUGACAUUUCAACAGUAUCAGCAGGCGGCAGCCCCCUUGGCCCCCUAUCCAGGGGCUGUGACCGUUGAUACGCAGUCCAAGACUUUGAAGACCACUCGAACCGCAGCUAGAUUUGCCCCUGGAUACUUCUUCUGUUUCGUCGACCGCGAUCCUCUCUCUGAUGCGGACAUGCUCUUUAUGUCGUCUCCCGACUCUGGGCGCAUAGCACGGCCGCAAGAGCCAACCCAGCUUACGAGAUACUCUGAAUUUGGCACUUGGCUCAAUCUCGGAAGCCGUGCCGAAGACGUCGGGUUAACGACCCCGCCUUUCGCCGCAGCUUCAACACCAAUUGGUUUCGGGAAUGAGUUGGCCGUUCAGUUUGACGAACCUGUCCCGGAAAUUGCAAUUCUAACGAAUACUGGGAUUCACACCAUCCGUCGCAGGCGCCUGGUGGAUAUUUUUGCUGCUACAAUUCGCUAUGGAGGUGGAGACGAAGGUCUUGAAGGGGAAUUGAAGAAAUUCAUUCGGAUGUAUGGCAGAGGCGAAACCAUUGCCACUGCUUUAGCUGUUGCAUGUGGCCAAGGUUUGGAUAUUUCUUCCGACGCAAGAGUGUCCAAUAUUACAGAACCAGAGGUGCUUGAGUACGCUCGUAAAGCUUUCAUCGAGUUCGGUGGAAAACCCAUCUUGAAUGAAAAUUCUGUUUUGGACCAGGCAGUCCCUGCUAUUGACAACGUUCGACCCUCACCAAGACAUGAAGGCCUCGCACUUUACAUUUCAAGGCUGGUACGAUCUAUUUGGAAGGCUCCCAUUAUGAAAGAAGCAACUACUCCGACUGGUGGCUUCACAGUCAAACCCACAAUUAGUCUUUCAAAGGUGCAGGGAAUACAACGGGACUUGACUCAAGUACAGGAGUUUCUAAGCUCUAAUAGGAGUUUUAUUGAUGGGCUGGCAGGUCCUGAGGCUCUUGGUCAGGCUCGCACGAAACAGGAGGAAAUUUCUCUUCAAGCCGAGCAUCGUGCUUUGCAUUCGCUCGUUGUAUUAAUCUCUGAUAUCAUUGAAGGCAUCUCAUUUGUCCUUGUUCUUUUCGAUGAGCGCGUCGAAGAGAUUGUCCUCUCUUUGGCCGAUAGUGCCCGACAGCAAGUUCGUCAGAUGACUUACGAAGGACUUUUCUCCACCAGUGCAGGAAAGGAUCUUGCAAAGGAAUUGGUCAAGGCCAUUGUGAACAGAAAUAUUGCAAGUGGGUCUAAUGUGGACACGGUGGCUGAAGCCUUGCGACGGCGGUGUGGAAGCUUUUGCAGUGCCGACGACGUCGUCAUUUUCAAGGCGCAGGAGCAGCAGAAGAAGGCAUCCGAAGCCGGAGCGAAUACGGAAACUGGCAGGAACCUUUUGAAUGAGAGCUUGCGUCUAUUCACCCAGGUUGCUGCCAGCCUUUCAAUGGAACACCUUCAGAGCGCCGUGCAGCAAUUCACUGCAAUGGAUUUCUAUGCAGGCGCUAUCCAACUCGUUCUUGAUGUGGCUCAAGAAGCUGACAGGGGGAACCGUGCAUUAGCCUGGAUCGCUGAUGGCCGACCAGAACUGGAUCCCCGGAAAGCAGCAUUCGACGCACGCAAAGGAUGCUACAAUCUGAUCCAUCAGAUCAUUGCCGCUGUUGAUAAGGCAUCGAGCCAAGCCCCAGAGAUGAUCGAUGGACAUUACACUCUCACAGCUAAACGCAGAAAUGAGGCAUACACCGUGAUCAACAACUCCACGGACGAAGUCUUCCAGACGGACCUCUAUGACUGGUACUUUUCGGAGGGUUGGACCGAACGUCUACUCGAAGUGCAAUCUCCCUUUAUCAUCACUUACCUUCAGCGGAAAUCACCCGAUGAUGUGAAACACGCCGAUCUGCUCUGGAAAUAUUUCGCUCGUGUAGACCGGCUCUACGAUGCUGCUACUGUGCAGGUUCAGCUUGCCAAAAGCGGGUUUGCUCUGGAUCUUGCUGCCAGAAUUGAGUACCUUAGCAGAGCCAAAGCAAACGCGUCGACAUAUACAACUGGAAUUGGCAGACAAUCUCGGCAGUCUUUGCUUCACGAAGUGUCGGACUUGCUUGAUGUCGCCAAUAUUCAGGAUGAUAUCUUGCAAAGACUGAAAGGAGAUGCUCGUGUAUCUCCUGAGCGGAGGCCAGAGAUCUUGAAAGACCUGAACGGUCAAGUCCUUGGUCUUACUGAUCUUUAUAACGUCUAUGCCGAUCAAGCCGGUUAUCACGACAUUUGUCUGUUGAUAUAUCAAGCUGCAGAUCACAGAAAUCCCGCUGAUAUCAUUUCUACUUGGCAAAAUCUGGUGACUGCAACUCAUCAGAACACCGUUGAGCAAGGCGAUGCGCAACCCUAUGAAGCUGUGGCAGAAUGCGUCCGCCGACUUGGAUUACGGCUCAACCUCUCUGACAGCACGUUUCCCAUUUCUGACCUCCUACCAAUGCUUGAAAAGUACGCUUUUGAGUUUCAGCGAGGUGUCGGCCCGUCCAGCUGGAUCGUCGAUUCGUUUUUGGACCUCAAGGUUCCUUAUGAGACUCUGUUUUCUGUUCUCGAGGGCAUGUUUUAUAACGACGAAGCGCCUUUUCAGGGACGUAAUCGACGGUACAUUGCUAACGAUUUGUUCUAUGUGAUCAAGCGAUCGUAUUUGGAAAGCGGUCGAAGCGGCGGUCCUAUCUUCGGCGAUGAUACACAUGCUAUCUCAAUCUCCCAGACACUUCUAGCGCUUCAGCAGAGUGGAAUGGAUGAGCAAAGGUCAGAAGAGUGUCAGGCGCUGCGCUUUAAGAUUGAGCAGUUGCUCCGAUGAAGGUCCAAUGAAGUGUAUGAUUCCUUUGGGGGUUUUGGAGUUCUGCGUCAUUUGAAAAGCUUGGGCAUAGCAUUUUAUAUUUCCAUUUCUUGUUCUUUGUAUUACUCAGAGAAACAAAUUUUUGUAGUGUAGAGCUUAUGAGCGACUGCCGCCAGUAGAUAUCACGUCAAAUGGGAUAAUCAUGAUAGCCA